Drosophila willistoni is the source of this 3033-nucleotide messenger RNA. Its product is annotated as lysosomal alpha-mannosidase. Gene Ontology annotation, molecular function: alpha-mannosidase activity; carbohydrate binding. Gene Ontology annotation, biological process: mannose metabolic process. Gene Ontology annotation, cellular component: lysosome. The record is from RefSeq and is a predicted model, not a curated record. The coding region runs from base 1 to 2979 and encodes 992 amino acids. Lineage: Eukaryota; Metazoa; Arthropoda; Insecta; Diptera; Drosophilidae. The transcript is spliced from 5 exons.
AUGAAGUAUUUGGGUUAUCUGCUCUUUGUCGUCUUUUUGACGGCCAAUAUUGAGCAGUCAAUUGCAGUUUGUGGCUACGAGGCCUGCCAUGAUACCGUUCCCGGUAUGAUCAAUGUUCAUAUAGUGCCUCAUUCCCAUGACGAUGUUGGCUGGCAAAAGACAGUGGAACAAUACUUCUAUGGCCAUCGAAAUGUCAUUCACCACGGUGGUGUCCAGUACAUUAUAGACUCCGUUGUGCAAGCUUUACUAAAGAACCCUGAACGUCGUUUUAUCCAAGUGGAGUCCGUGUUCUUUUCCAAAUGGUGGAAUGAACAGUCGGAGGUUAUUAAACAAAUAGUGCAGCAGCUGACAGAUGAAGGUCGCUUGGAAUUCACUGGCGGUGCUUGGUCCAUGAACGAUGAGGCUGCGACUAACUAUCAAAGCGUGAUUGAUCAAUUCACCCUGGGAUUGAAAUUUUUGGAUGAUAACUUAGGCUCAUGUGCUCGACCACGCAUUGGCUGGCAAGUGGAUCCCUUCGGUCACUCCAGGGAGCAAGCUUCUAUAUUUGCUCAAAUGGGAUUCGAUGGCGAGUUCUUUGCCCGCAUGGAUGAAACUGACAAGGCUCAACGCUUGGAGAAACUGAAUAUGGAAAUGAUUUGGCAAGCUAGUGAAUCCCUAAGCAACCAUGAAAUAUUUACGGGUCUGCUCUACCGACACUAUUCCUCACCUACCGGAUUCUGCUUUGACGUUCACUGCGUCGAUUACCCAAUAAUUGAUACCGAUAGUUAUGAAAAUAAUGUAAAAGACAGAACCGAUGAAUUCAUUAGAUAUUUGGAUCAAGUAGCCCCUCAUUUCCGAUCAAAUCACAUCAUGGUCCCAUUUGGCGGCGAUUUUCAAUUUGAAGACGCUGAGUAUACCUUUAGAAACUUGGAUAGACUCAUUAAGUACAUUAAUGAACGGCAAUCAGAUGGUGACAAGUACAACAUGCUCUACUCAACUCCAGCUUGUUAUCUGAAGGCUGUGCAUGAUAGUGUGCAAACCUAUCCCAACAAGACCCUGGACUUCUUCCCACUUGCUACAGACAAUAAUAGCUUUUGGACUGGAUACUUCACCUCGCGCACUACUCAAAAGCGCUUCGAACGCACGGGAAACCAUAUGCUUCAGGUAGCCAAACAGCUUUCCUCAUUUGCCCAUCUCACAAGCGAGGAGCGCAAGAAGGAGUUGGAUUCGCUACGUUCAAUUAUGGGUAUUAUGCAGCAUCACGAUGCCAUUACGGGAACCGAGAAACAAGCUGUGUCCGAUGACUACGAUUACCUUAUGUACAACGGCAUUAUCGGUGCAUCAAACAAUGCUCGUGACGCUCUGCGGCAGCUCACUAAUUUGCCAAACGGAGAGUUCGAGAAUUGCUUACAGCUCAACAUCAGCGUGUGCGCCUUUACCAAGGAUAGUGCUGACAACGUCGUCGUCACCUUGUUUAACCCUCUGGCCCAUACCACCUCCCAAUAUGUGCGCAUUCCUGUGAAAGACGAGAGCUAUGAGGUUACCGAUGAACAGGACCGGACUGUUGCUUCUGAGGUGGUGCCAGUGGCUUGGCCGGUUCUGGCUUUGGAAUAUCGUUCCAAUGAUACUCAGCAUGAGUUGGUUUUCGAGGCAUCCGUAGAUAAGAUUGCUCACUACUUCAUAAAGAAGGUGGACAAUGCAGAAAGUUCUAUCGCCGCUAUGCCAAAGAAAUCCAAAAUCCUGACAAACAAUGACAAAUUCAAUGAUAUUGCACCCUAUGAUGAUGAUGAUUCGGAAGAGACUGUUGUCCAGAAUUCGCUUAUAAAACUAACUUUUGACAACAAAUCAGGUCGCUUGAAGACGGUGGAAAUGAACGGAGUCACUGAGAGUAUUGAACAAAAGUUUGCUGUGUACAAAACUAAAGAUUCAGGAGCGUAUCUAUUCCGUACGAAUGGUGAAGCUGAAGAGGUCGAGGAUGAUGUUGAGUUCACCGUGUACGAAGGAGCUUUGGUCAAGGAAGUUCACCAACAGGUGAACGAGUAUAUCUCGCAAGUAAUUCGCAUCUAUGAGGGUGUCAAUCGUGUUGAGUUCGAAUGGCUAGUUGGCCCAAUUCCCACGGAUUCAGAUACAGCUAGAGAAAUCGUUACGCUCUUUAAGAGUGGCAUUUCCUCAGACGGAGUAUUCUACACAGAUGCCAAUGGUCGAGAACUGAUUUGGCGAAAAAAGGACAAACGUGAGGACUACGAUCCUGACUUGAGUGUUCAACCCAUCAGUGGCAACUUCUAUCCAGUUACCUCUCGUAUGGUUCUCGAAGAUAGUAACAAGCGCAUUGCUCUCCUUACCGAUCGUGCACAAGGUGGUACUAGUUUGAAAAAUGGACAACUAGAACUUAUGCUUCACCGUCGUCUGAUUCGCGAUGAUGAUAAGGGCGUCGGAGAAACUCUGAAUGAGCAAAAGUUCGGUAAUCCACUAAUUGCUCGCGGAAAAGUCCACCUAAUCCUGAAUACGGUGGGCAGCAAAGCAUCUGCUGCCGAGCGGUUGGCCGAGAAACAACUUCACCUGCCUCUGUGGGAGUUUUUCAGCAAGAAGAGUUCAGUCGACAGCAACGCUGUUGCAAAGGCAAUUCCCGAUUUCAAUGACUUCCCUCCGUCUGUUCAUCUAUUGACCUUGGAGCCAUUCUCACAAGACGAGGUUUUGUUCCGCGUAGAGAACUUUAUGGAUCACAAUGAGGGCAAGGUUGUGAGCUUCAACAUUCGUUCUAUCUUUGACACAUUGAAUGGCCUGGAAAUCCGAGAGACCACUCUCGAUGGUAACUUGCCUUUGAGCGAAAUGAAGAGAUUCAAGUUCUACCAUGAUGGCUCUGGAGUUGUUCCGACAGAACCUCAGUAUUCAACGGCAUCUCACAAACCUUUGGCAGCUGAUAAGUCACAGGAAGCUUAUGAAUUCAGCGUUACUUUGAAACCAAUGCAAAUUCGCACGUUCAUUAUUAAGCGGGAAUAGCUACAGUUCAAUAAAUAUAAUAUUUACCAGCAAAUAAAGAAACGAAUUUAACUA